Molecule: messenger RNA, 599 nt
Organism: Raphanus sativus (radish)
Lineage: Eukaryota; Viridiplantae; Streptophyta; Magnoliopsida; Brassicales; Brassicaceae
Product: photosystem II 10 kDa polypeptide, chloroplastic
Exons: 4
Coding region: 48-470 (140 amino acids)
Biological process (GO): photosynthesis
Cellular component (GO): thylakoid membrane; photosystem II oxygen evolving complex; photosystem II
Source: RefSeq, a predicted model, not a curated record
AACAUGCACUAGUUCGAGAAACAGAGAGAGAGAGAGAAGAAGAAGAAAUGGCUGCUUCAGUGAUGCUUUCAUCGGUGACGUUGAAACCGGCGGGUUUCACGGUGGAGAAGAUGUCGGCGAGAGGAUUACCGUCGCUCGCAAGAGCUCCUUCCUCGUUCAAAAUCGUCGCUAGUGGCGUUAAGAAGAUCAAGACCGACAAACCCUUUGGAGUUAACGGCAGCAUGGACUUGAGGGACGGCCUCGACGCCUCCGGCAGGAAGGGCAAGGGAUACGGUGUUUACAAAUUCGUCGACAAGUACGGAGCUAACGUUGAUGGAUACAGUCCUAUCUACAACGAGGACGAGUGGUCAGCGAGUGGUGAUGUCUACAAGGGAGGAGUCACCGGGUUAGCAAUCUGGGCGGUGACACUCGCCGGAAUUCUUGCCGGAGGAGCUCUUCUUGUGUACAACACAAGUGCGCUAGCUCAGUAAAUCUAUAAGAUAUGUGUGUAACUCAUGUUUCUCUAAAUGCUUUUGUGUUAUUGUUCUUAAUGAGUUAAUGUUGUUGAAAAACUCAUAACAUACUUUGAAUCUAUAAGAAUUCUAGCUAGUGUUUGUAUA